Messenger RNA from Drosophila hydei, 1222 nucleotides. RefSeq names its product UBX domain-containing protein 1. The transcript has 3 exons. Bases 149 to 1141 code for a protein of 330 amino acids. Lineage: Eukaryota; Metazoa; Arthropoda; Insecta; Diptera; Drosophilidae. The record is from RefSeq and is a predicted model, not a curated record. Gene Ontology annotation, molecular function: protein binding.
AGAAUUUUUCGUCGUUGUGCAACACUAGCUACGGGGCAUUGUUUUUGUGUGUCAUUAUUGCAGGGGAAAAUAUUGUGAGAAAAAUUAAACAUUUGCACAAAGUUACGUGUUUUUUAAAACAUUUACAGUCAAAUACUAAACGGCAAACAUGAGUGACAUACAAACAUUAAUGGACAUGGGUUUUCCCAGAGAUCGAGUGGAAUAUGCAUUAAACGUAACUAGCCACAAGGGCGUCGAAAUGGCCAUGGAAUGGCUAUUGGCCCAUGGUGAUGAAGAGAUACCCGCUGCAGCGACAAGCGACGCAGCACCUGCUUCUGUUUCAGCUGCAGCUGCAGCUUCAGGUGAAGACACAGCGCCGAGCAGCAGCGGCUGUGCCGACGGCGGAGCCGUAGCCAAAUCUCUGAAAUGCGAUGACUGCGGCAAAGUGCUCAAGGAUCAGACCGAAGUGGAAUAUCAUGCAGCCAAAACAGGCCACAGCAACUUCUCCGAGUCUACUGAGGAGAAAAAGGCGCUCAGCGAGGAGGAGAAGAAAGCGCAGCUAGCCUUGAUCGAGGAGAAGCUCAAGCAGAAGCGUGUGGAGCGCGAGGAACGCGAAAAAGCCGAUGCUUUGGAGCGUGAACGCAACCGUAUACGCUCCGGCAAGGAUAUGACAGAGGCACGCCGUCGCAUGGAGGAAAUCGAAAUGAAGAAAAUUGUGGAUCAACGCAAGCGCGAAAAGGAGGAAGAGAAGGCAGCACGCGAUCGCGUGCGUGCACAAAUCGAGGCAGACAAAGCGGCACGCAAAGCCAGGGAAGUGCUGAGCAGUCCCGCUGCCCAAUUGUCGGAUGCCGUGCCCUCUGUCAGCUCCACUACAACGGCCACCACGCCAACUAAUGUUAAAUCGCCACCGCGCGACUAUACGGAGACACGCAUCCAGGUGCGACUGCAGGACGGUUCGACGUUGGCUUCCGAAUUUAAUGUGAAGGAGCCGCUGUCUGCUGUACGUGUGUUCAUCCAGGUGAAGACUGGCAUUGAUACCCCAUUCGCAUUGAUGACUACAUUUCCGCGCAAGAUCUUUGCCGACGAGGACUACGAGAAGCCGCUCGAAGUGCUGGGCCUAGUGCCCUCCGCUGUGAUCAUAAUGACCAAGCCGACUGCGUAGAUUUUCUCACACACAAACAACAAAAACAUCUUUAACUAACUCUAUAUAUAUCUAUAUAAUAUAAUAUGUAUAAUGUCGCGA